Caenorhabditis elegans is the source of this 659-nucleotide messenger RNA. It is a transcript of the gene F46G11.6, whose product is annotated as ZP domain-containing protein. The transcript is spliced from 3 exons. The record is from RefSeq and is marked reviewed. Lineage: Eukaryota; Metazoa; Nematoda; Chromadorea; Rhabditida; Rhabditidae. The coding region runs from base 36 to 518 and encodes 160 amino acids.
AUCUCCAGAAUGGAAUGAAUCGAUCCAGCAUACAAAUGUCCAACCAACUUCUCGUAUUCAUACUUUUUCUUAGCGUUCUAGCGCCCACGCUAUCCAUCUAUAAGUCAAAACAAAAACCGAACUUGUUGUCGAAAACUGUUGAUAAUAGUAUAACGUGCGACUUUUCGAUUCACAAAAAGGGACCUUAUGGACAAGUUGUUUCAGGAGCAUCUCUUGACGACGAGAUUUACUAUAAAAUAAAGUGUAAGCCAAUAACUGGAAAUUGCCUCCAAGUUGUAAAUUGCACAUUGAGCUCGGAUGAGCCAGGUUUCCAGCCAUACCCUAUUAUUGAUGAUAUGGGAUGUAGCCUUGAAGAGUCACUGUUCAAAAAUGUUCAGUAUCCAAACCACUUUGAGGCGGGAAUCUUCAAUCCCUUCCCAAUUCGGUUCCGUGCGUCGUCUGCCGCCGUUGUCUUGUUCUGUGUAACAACUGUGGUUCCAAUUGAACAUGGGCAGUGUACUCGCAGAAAAUGUCAAUAGAUGAAGUUUCAUGUUCAUUUACUUUUCACUUCUGUGAUUUUAUUUAACAACUUCGAUUUUAAAUCUAUGGUUAUCUGGUGUUUUGUCAUUUAAAACAUUUUAAAGUACACGUUUUCAUUGAAUGAAUAACAUGCAUAUCAC